GAACUCGCAUCUCCACCGUCACCCACAGCACCCAUUCUCAGCUUUUUCAUGUGAAUGCUACGGAAGCCAAAGCGCGAAUCAGCGCCGAGGAGAAGACGCACCUGAAGAAGACACUGUCCACAAUCGAGAAGGAUUCCUUGCGCUAUAGGAGCAGCUUUUGGAAGCCGUGGUUAGAUGAGGAGGGGAAUGUGAUAUGGAGCCCAUCAAGGAUUGCCAUGGCCGAAGUAGUCUUGUCGCAGAUGUUUGAGACCAUCAUGGGCAUUGUCAUUGCCUUCAACAUUGGAGUGAUGGUCGUCGAGACGAACAUGGAUGCCUCCUGCCCCCGAACGGAUGACAUCCGAACCUGCACAGAAGGCAGCUUCAACGUGCAGUGGUUGCAAAUCCUGAACAUCGUCUUGCUUGUCGUCUACUCAGUGGAGUGUGCCGCCCGUGCGUAUGUGGAGCGAGCUAUGUACAUCUGGAACCGGUGGAAUCAAAUCGAUCUGCUGACUGUCAUCCUCGGGUGGGGAGGCAUGUUGCUGGCCUCCGCGGUGAAUUUGAACGUUCUCAGGCUUUUCCGCGUGGUACGCCUGAUGCGGGCAGCUAGGGUGGUGAUCUCUGUCCCGGAGUUCUACAUCCUGGUGAGCGGGCUCAGUCACUCCUUAAAAGCGAUCGUGUUCGGAUCCGUGACUGGGCUUUGGAGUACCAUACUUUAA
This is a messenger RNA of Symbiodinium sp. CCMP2456, 695 nucleotides long. The record is from the annotation of a GenBank genome assembly. NCBI's taxonomy places the organism in Eukaryota, Dinophyceae, Suessiales, Symbiodiniaceae.